AUGGCGCCCAAAAAGCAUUCUAGAUCAAUCUCAGUUUCCUCUCAAUCUUCUAUCUCUUCCAAUAGCAACAGAAGCUCACUUAGUUCUUCUGAAGAUUCUCAUACUCCUCCCUCAAAAAAGCAAGUCAAGAAAUGUGUGUGCACUGACAAGGAGGCUUCCAAACAAAAGAAAGCCAAGAAAUCUAAGACAAGCAAGGAAGAUCCCCACAAGGAGUACCUGGCCACUGCACAUGGAAUCACACACUGUAUCGACUUAUUUUGCAAGGUCGACAAACUCAUCAAGAUUGGCUGUCUGCUUCAGCAAGAGGAAGCUGCAGAGAAAGGAGAACUCAAGGAGUCUGAGGCUGAGAAGGAGACCCACAAGAAGAGACUAUCUGCAAUCUCUGAGCAGAAGAAGCUUGCCAGUGGUGGGAUUCGCCUGACCACAAAUGGCUUUCCCACAUUCCUUUGGUCUGGGAACCCCCCUGGAUGUGACUAUGACGAUGACACUAUGACAGAAGGCCUCCUCCAGGGCUAUCUCAUUGAAUGUGUAAUGCGACAUAUAUUUACAGGACCAUCUACAGCUCUAGCAGAGCAUAUUGCUUAUGCUUGUGUACAAGCACAUUUUGGAAUCAGUGCACAGAACAAAUGGUCAGACAUUGAUGGAAACUUCAAAUAUCCAGAGUUUUACCAUAACAUUAUUGAUUUCAUUCAUGACUGUGGAGAUACAGACUGGGUAGGGGAACUCAAGAAGUGGUGGAACAUGGUGCUCUUCAAGAACAAGGCCAGUCGAGAAGGCAGACCAGAUGCUUGGUCAGCUGGAGAUGAGUAUAGAAGAGAUUCCUCAGGUUCUGUCAACAAUCUGGCCAAAAUGCAAGCACAGGUCAUGGUACACACCAAGUCCUCUGCAGCUCCUGCAGCCCCUGAUCCACCACCACCCUGUCCUAUUACUCCUCCACCAAGCUCUCCAGCCCCAACUCGUGCAGGCUCUCUACCUCCUACUCCUCUUCCACCUGCCCCUCAGGAUGCUUGUUCUACACUUCCUUCAAGCAUUACAUCUGGUUCAUGCAAGUCACCUGCAUUAAGCGAAUUAACUGAUGACAAAGGCGCACCCGAUGACAUCACCAAUCGAAAGGCAAAAUGGCUGGGUGGGAAAACUCAUUCAAAGGGGAAGGGUAAGCAAAGGUGCAUUGAGGAUUCAGAUGAUGAGGAAGUUCAGCAACCAGCAAAACAUGCAAGGAAACAAACACACAGGAGGUAG
Molecule: messenger RNA, 1239 nt
Organism: Suillus subaureus
Lineage: Eukaryota; Fungi; Basidiomycota; Agaricomycetes; Boletales; Suillaceae
Exons: 7
Coding region: 1-1239 (412 amino acids)
Source: RefSeq, a predicted model, not a curated record